AUGGCUUCAUCCGACAACUCUCAUGCCAGUGCACAUGCAAACAAUCUGCCGAGCCCACCGCCUUCGUCGAUGGCCUCUACACAGCACACCUCACCUCUACCUCAAACGAGACGGCACCCACUGAAGCCCGGCGGCCAGAAAGAGAGCGAGCUGAUCAGAUAUCUUGACCAAGGUCUGAACCGUAUCCAGAAGCGCGUUGACAAUCGCCUUACGAAUCGAAAAGUUGGGCUCGGACCUAGUGAGCCGGUCGGUUAUAGCGCAUUUUGGGAAAUCGCAAGCGAUCUGGGGGAUCUAGUCGAUGUAGUUUGGGUGUCUGGAUCCCCCAACCUGCAGAUUCCUUACCUCCUGAACAUGGCCGUACUGACUAUGGAGUUCCUUCCCUUGUUCGCCUCAUCACCCCGCUCAGCCCAUGCAACUUUCCGUCUUCUCUCGAAACUCGACUUUGCCUUCGCUUCCUUAUUGACGGGCCGUGACUUCGCGACUGGUGAUUUCCUGCCAGGCUUCGAGCAUGGUCGGAGCGUUUCCACAACAGAAAAAGUCCGUUUGAAGGGUGUAGUCGACAGAACACGGCUUACUGUUGUUCGUACUCUAAGUGGAGAGAGUGUGGUGGACCAAGGCGGUGGCAGUGGUGAGUCGAUGAUGUCAGACACUGAUAACCAGCAGGUAGGUAGCCAUCAAGAUACUGUGACUUUCGAAGGCUUUGAAAACAACGAAGAAGACGAGUGGGAGGAUGAUUGGGAAGAACGCAGUGUUGCAAAUGUGUACAAGAAGACUAUCGAGGAGUUGGGCGACGUAUUGGGUGGCCCUCCAAUUGGCAUCAUCACAGAUGACUGGGCCGCUCCUAAGAUCAGACAGCAGGACAAUGGUCGUGGGUUUGUGGAGGAUGGCGGUGAGGUCAAGGUCUCUGAUGAUUCGCAGAGCCCACACACCAUACCGGUAUACGUCACGCGACCACGCGACCACGCGCUCCAAGCCCGUGACAUCUCCAUCAUCUCACGUACCCCGCAGGACACUGAGAGGUCACCAACCCAGCCAUUGAGCAUGCCUACCUAUCAUGCACGCGGCAUCUCGGCUCGCCUGGGCACACUGCCUUUGUCUGAUGCCAUAACGCGCAAUGUCGUGGCCAAGAAGGGCGAGGUCGCUAGACAGCAGGGUGAGGCGGCGGAAAAGAAGCUCAGAAAAAGCAAGCUACUCACUGAGCAAUCUGUACCAUUCCCGGGCGACGACAGUGCAUUGGAGCUCAAUUGGAUCGGCAAUGCGCCAUUCAUGCAGACUGAAAUUGCGCCAACCAGCCUGGCCUCAGCAGAGGCAACCAGGAGACACGGCAGAAAGGAUAAUGACAGCAGCUACAAGUCCGAAGCUCUUGUGCUCCAUGUUCAGUUGUCAGACAAGACGUUCAUAUCAGGUCUGAAUAAAGCCAAGACCAAUCUUAAGAUUGACGUCUUCUUCAACGGAGAACUUGCAAGCUGUGUCUUCAUACCUAUCCAUGAUGUGCGUUCUGGUGUAAAACCUCUUCACCAGGUCCUCGCUGGCACAAGAGUCGACUACCUUUCAGAACGGCCUUGGGUCAUUGUGCGUACCGACUUGACAUCUGGCGACGGAGGCAGAGAUCACGCUGUGGUCUUGCCAGUAGAGCCACGGUGGGGAGACAUCUGCCAGGCUCUACAGCGCGAAGCACAUGCACGUGGAAUGGAUGACAAAGGGAACACACCUCCAAGUGCAGCGUUUUUGAGAGCGUUGGCUACUAUGCAGAUGCCACGGCAAGUACAUGACAUGCAGCGACCGGGCGGUUUGCAUUUCGGAGUCAUCGACGUGAUUAUUUCCGCUGGUGAUGGUAGGAAGACCGCCAGUAGCGCCGGCUACCUCAAAACUGCUCAAAGACUAAUGGACAACAACUUCCCGCUAAAUACCGAAAACAUGGACGAAAACAAGCAGGCUCCGAAUCUCACUGUCAGGGAUAGCGCACUCAACACAACGGAUCAAACACCUAAUGACAUGGAUGCAGUAGCAGCCUGCGAGUCCGAUUGUGAGCCUUGCCCAAAAAAGCGGGCCAUGACACCGCGUGCACUAGCAUUGGAUGAAGUGUCUACCGCCAGCAAGCCCUUUCUGAGUCAAAUCCCAUCACUGCUGCCGCAAGCUGGCGAUUCCACGGUCAAAUCACCAUCAUCAGAUGUGCAGACGAAGUACAGACAAGACUCUUCUCCUCCUGCAGACAAUCUGGGCCCCAUUCGUCGUUUCAAAUCAUUCCAACGCUGCUACACCGGCCAUACAAUUCCAAAUAUCACUACACAAAGACAAGAACAGAGUGCUACCGAAUUUCGAAUCCAAUCACGCAGCGCACAAUCCGAUUUUGCGGUUUCUGACCCUGGGUUUGCACAUAACUUGCAUUCAUCUUUAUGGAGCUCUUGGGGUAAUGGCCCCGUGCUGCAACACCCUUCCUAUCCGCACCCGGGGGAGGCCAAAGUUUUCUUAGAUGGACAUCAUUCUAGUCCUCUCCAGCACAUUGGGCCGAGCUUUGACAAACAACCUCAGCUCCUCAGUUCGUCUCCGUCCGUAUUGAGUGGACAUGGAAUCAAUGAACAUGACGAUAGAUGUGCAUAUCCAGUCUACACGAUGUCAGAUGACUACGAACGCCAUGACUCAAGUGCACUUAGCAACUCUGGUCUGCCUCCUAGCGAUAAAGUUCAAUUCCAGCCCAGACGCAAAAAUCACACCGUGGCUCCUCUGGGGCCCAAGUACCCAUGGAGUGUGCUAGUUAGGCCACAACCUCACACAUCCCAUUCCAUUUCCCUUUAUAGACAUACCUUAGCCGGAAGAUCGCCCGUUCCAGUUCCCAACUUUCCACAGCCUUUCCCACUGCAACCUCCUAUAGGAGCAUAUACCGUGCCUCAAAAGCCCAAGACUAGUCCUGGCGUAAGCAAGGCAAAAGGCGUGGGAAGGUCGACUAAAUCUAGUCAAAGUCUAUGGGUCACUCGCUUAGUUGUGUACGGUCGAAGUGUGCCAAUACUCGAUCAUCGCUGGAUCAUUCCACAACGCUUGUCUCGUGAUUUCAGAGGUUUACCAUCAGAAGAGAAUACGAGUCAACCAGGUGAACCCAGCUCAACUUCUACCCAGCAAACCUCUACAAACGCUGUAACAGGUGGACCUGAUGCACGUCAUCUUGACGUGGCAGACAGCGUAGGGACGAACCAUGUCCUUGGGCCUAGAUCUUAUUCCUUACGCCAUGCGGUGUCUGAAAGCUGUACAUCUGGUACACAGGAUCCCAAGGCAGCUAUGUUGCUGCUCGAUGAUCCGGAGGAAUUACUGCGGGGGCCCUCGAGACUGCGCCGAUCAAGGGCUCCCGUAAAGUUAUUCGAUCAAUCCACGAACCCCCCUAAUUUGAAAGCUGACCGCGCAACUCGAGACUUGGCGCUAGCAGAAACAACCACCUCAUCUCCGCUCUCCAGCGCGCCGACAACUCCUGAGCCUAUGGACUGCGCCGCAUUCACUAAGCCCAUCAAGGCAGCCUCCCAGAGUGUCCAAACUUGCAAACCAUGUGUAUCGCAAGCUGAUAUCCCGUGUGAAAGUCCAGCUACUCCGACUGUAAUCCCCUCGUCCAAAAUAUCGCCACUCUCGGAGGACCUACAGCAGGUUGCUUGCUUAGAGACAACUCCAACGAAGACGCCAUAUUUGCUGAACAGUAAGAAGCGAAAGACGGCGAACCAAUCUACAGCCAUGAAGUGGCGUAUUCAUGAGCGCAUCAUUGAUGUCAAUGAUUCCCUGCUCAAUGAGAACUGUGUCAUAACAUAUGCUGACAUCGAAUCUGGCGGAGAAAAUAGCGCUCCACUUCGUCAAGUCAAGAGUGAGCGACAAGGUGUUUUUCAAGAGGAUCUACCCCAUGAACUCAAAUUCGAUAUCCCCCAAACCACGCGACAAAAUCCGAGCAUUCAGCAGAAUCCCACGAAAUCUUUCCAGACUUUUGCUCCAGGGUGUUUCUUCAUACGAGACAAUUUCUUUGAAAAUUUUCUAGAUUUCCCUGGAUACCCAUUGCAGUCCAUGGUUCAAGCGAUACUGGUCGUCGGUGGAGUUGAAAUGGACACGGUUGAACGAGGUGCAAUGGCAUCUCAAGAUCAAGUCGCCAGGCAAAAAGGAAGUGAGCGCGAUGUGGAAAAAAGGGGGGGUUUUGAUGCGGGAAUGUUGGAUUCAGAUACCACCAAUCUCCACACCCCACCCCCAACCCUCCCACCCUUGAAAGCCCUUUCCUUUCUCGACCGCUUUCUUGUAGUAUGGAUCAUUCUCGCCAUGGGCAUUGGGAUUGCGCUCGGCAAUACAAUCGACUCGGUGGGACCGGCGUUGCAAAAGGGUGAAUUCGUUGGUGUUAGCAUUCCUAUUGCCAUCGGACUGCUCGUCAUGAUGUACCCGAUCCUCUGCAAAGUGCGUUACGAAACCCUCCACCUCCUCCUCCGCUCGCGCGCCCUAUGGAUUCAAAUCCUCGUCUCCUUUGUGCUCAACUGGAUCAUCGCCCCUCUCUUCAUGGUCGGCCUCGCCUGGGCUUUUCUGCCCGACCGGCAGGAUCUGCGCGAGGGACUCAUUUUUGUCGGGAUUGCACGCUGCAUCGCCAUGGUGCUCAUCUGGACGGAUCUCGCACAGGGCGAUGGAGAUUAUUGCGCGGUGCUCGUGGCUUUCAACUCGCUGCUGCAGAUUGUCUUGUUUGCCCCGUUUGCCAUCUUUUACGUCCAGGUUGUGAGUCGGGGGGCCAGGACGACUGUGAGCUAUGAGCAUGUGGCCAAGAGUGUGGGCGUGUUCCUCGGGAUACCGCUGGCAGCGGCUGUCGUCACACGGCUGGCGCUUAGGAGUGUGUUGGGAGAGGACAAGUAUCAGCGACAUUUCAUACGCUAUAUUGCGCCGUUUUCGCUCAUUGGGUUAUUGUACACCAUCAUUGUGCUGUUUGCCAGUCAGGGCGCACAUGUGGUACAGCAGAUUACGGAUGUUUUGCGUGUGUGCGCGCCACUGUUGGUAUACUUCUCCGUCAUCUUCACGAGUACCAUUUGGUUUUGUUGGAAGAUGGGAUUCGGUUACAAGGUGAGUUGCACACAGGGAUUUACGGCUGCGAGCAACAACUUUGAGCUGGCCAUUGCGGUCGUGGUCGCCGUAUAUGGGGUGAGCAGUGGACAGGCUUUGGCAAGCACAGUGGGACCGUUGAUCGAGGUGCCUGUACUCGUGGCUUUGGUCUAUGUGCUGAGAUGGAUUAGGGAGCGAUGGCAAUGGGCCGAUUGA
This is a messenger RNA of Plenodomus lingam JN3, 5256 nucleotides long. RefSeq lists its product as uncharacterized. Gene Ontology annotation, biological process: antimonite transmembrane transport; arsenite transport. NCBI's taxonomy places the organism in Eukaryota, Fungi, Ascomycota, Dothideomycetes, Pleosporales, Leptosphaeriaceae. Gene Ontology annotation, cellular component: plasma membrane. Gene Ontology annotation, molecular function: arsenite transmembrane transporter activity; antiporter activity; antimonite transmembrane transporter activity. The record is from RefSeq and is a predicted model, not a curated record.